GUGCGCGUGGCUGAUUCGCUGUGGUGUUAAAAAGUGCACCUUUACUGCACCGGUCAGUCUUUGGUGUACUUAAAAUCAUUUGGUUCGAAGCCAGCAUGUGUUAGAUAAGUUAAUUAGUUGUGUCUUUUGGUAAUUGUAGUGCUAAGAUCGAUUUUAGCACCGUUCCUAGAAGAUCGCCAUGACUGAUGAUCUACCAGAGCUACUGUUCUUCGAUACGUUCUCUCACGAUGGCUAUGAGCAAAAUCUUGAUUUGGUGCAGUUUCCAAAACCGGUUUUCAUCACGGAGGUACGGAUUAUUCCGCUUGGGGCACGCGUGCAUGCAGACUUUCCCGGUGGCGUCCGUCUGGGUGCCACAAAUCCAUCCAACUUUAACAUCGAGCUAUUUGUAAAUGAUCUCAGCAAACCGGGCGCUCCAGUCUUUGAAAGCCUAGGAGGGCUUGAUUACAAUCAAAAUAAUUGUAUUCAUCUGGAGUGCGGUAUUGGGUAUGGUGAGGAAUUUGUCCGUCGCAUUCCGACCGACGGUUUGGUAUUGAAAGGAUGGUAUACUACGCUAACGCUGGCCGUGUACGGCAUCUUGACGACCAACAUCGCCGAACCGAUCGUUUCUCCACGAGAAACGACCCCACAGCCGAACGAAUUACUGAACACCAUCGUGGUGCACGACCAUCAUCACCAUCAUCGAGUUCAUGCGGGAGAUGUGAUGGUAAUAGGAGGCGUGGGUGGAGGUAUCGCGGAGCCCGGAUGCGUUGGCGAUUGGAUUCAGGAACCGCCAAUGAUACAACCGAACGAAACAGUCUUUGUGCAAAAAGAAUAUCCGGACGAUGACAGCGAGGAUGCUCCGAAAGAUCCAAGACCGUAUGCUAGACGUGUUGCGGCAGCUGCAGCAGCCGCUACUAUUGUGGCAAGUGCUGCCAGCCCACCGGAACCGAUCUACGAACCACUGGAGGCUGGGAAAAUCCUUCCAGGGGAAGAUUUGAUACCGGAGAAGCGUUCCAAGUGUCACGGCAUUGGAUCGGGUCGUUCAGUCGAUCAUCAGAUCCACCCGUCACAAUACGUGUACGAUCUAUCGCCACGGGUAAGACGCCACAGUAGCCGGGAGGAAUUUUCUUCCCGUUCACCGAGUCUGUGCAAGGAGUAUGGGCCUGUUCCGGGCAAACAACAGCACUCGCGCGAUCAAUGGUCUCGCAGUCCGGAAUGUGUUGAGCCAGCACACCCACCACUACCGCCCUCUUCCUCGCAUCGUUCGCGAAGAUUACGGAGCGAUUCAUUCGAACGAUUACGCCGCGAACCAUCAUUUGAGCGGCACGACAAGGAAAGCCGACGAAGGCCACAUUCGCCGCUCGAGUCGCCGCUUCGACCGCGCUCUCCGGAUCGCAAUGAAUCGUCGCCGGAUGAAGACGACGACAUGGAUGGUAGCUUUGACCGUGGCAGCUUCAGGCGAUCCAUCAUGGUUGAUUCGGCAGAUUCCCUCGCUCAAACACUGAAACAUGCACCGACUGCGGCCGGCAGCUCUGUUCGCAGUAGUGGCGCGAUGAAUGUGGGAACACCACAUCACCACAAUCAUCAGUGUAACCCGCAGUGGCAAUCCCAUCACCACCAGUCGCACCAUCGCCACCAUCAUCAUCACCACCAUCACCAUCAUCACAACCACCACCAACAGCAGCAGCAGCAGCUACAGCAGCAUAAAGAACUGCAUAAGCAUCAGCAACCGGCACUGCCACCGCAGCUGGGGCCGCUCGGUUCCGAUCGGGAAAUUUUAUCGCCCCCUCCAGCCGCCUCCGAACCGGCAGUCUGCGUAACACCCGUAGCAUCGCCCACCACGAGCGUUCCGAUGCAACCGGAGGAAGAUAAUGUGUCGGUGACGGAGCAGUUUGAGCCAAUUCUGAGCGAUGAAGAAAUUCCGGAAGACUUCGACUUCGAGAUGGAUGAUUACGAUUUUGCUGACGAAUACGGCAAACAGUUCAAUCCGUACACGGCCGUCCUCGCGCGGUACGAGCGUGCCGAAGAUCCGUUCGGCCGAUUAGGCUCCGUCGAGCAGAAGAUGAUCAAAACCGUCGAACAUUUGCUCGGCCAGAAUCGCUACAGCCGCGCAGCGACAAACGAUUUUCUCAACGAAUCCGCCGAAUGGAAGGAACGCUUUGUGGACUAUGCGGAGCAACUGGUGCACAGCUUCCAUCAGCUGCUUGCCAAAGACGAGGCGCGCGAUGCAUUCCAACACCUGCUGGAACGAUGGAUUGCGGCCGGAUGGUGCGGCGUGGACAACCUGAUUAACUGCAUUCGCGUCGGGCUUGAUUUCGAACGAGCGAUGGGUCAGGUGCAGCCGGCGUACAAACUGCGACACAUGAAGAGUGCGAUUCGACUGGCCGAAUUUCUGGGCCCCUACGAGAGUUUCAUGCGCCUAGUGCUUGCACAAGACGAUUUCAACCUGUUCGAUCGCUUCCUGGGACUAUACUCGCAGCACUACAUGGCACUCUCGAUCAAACUGAUCAUCAUUCGGUCGAUGUACGCGUGCCUUGACACGCGUUACGCGCUCCACUACUUCCUAUCGCCGUCGUACAAUGGGUUUCAGAUUUUGCUCGACCUAGUGAAGGAAAACCCGUCGACCCGGAUCAGCUUCUCCUUGAAGUCGCUCAUGCGCAAAAUCAUGCUGUACGAAAACUUGGAGCUCAUUCACGCCACCGUUAUGAAGCUGUACGAUACCGUCGAUGAGUCCAACGAACAUUUGGACAAAGAAUGUGUGGACCUGCUAGAGGAGUGCCUGACGGAGCUGACCAAAACGAUAACGCUCAACGAAAUCUUGCUCUCCCAACCGAAGCGGUUUCUUCCCGUCUCGGCGAAAUUCGAGAUACACAAAGAUAUCGCCUCGUCCAUCAACGUGCACCGGACGUUGGUGCAUUUCUUCAAGAUACACAAACUGGUCGAGUCGAUCACGCUGCUGCUGGACCUGAACAUUACGCCGCCAUCGUUGUGCGAAAUCGUUUUCAACCUCAUUGCCUGCAUGCUCAAGAAUCUACCGAAACUCCGUUACCUGGCCGAUUGCAUUCCGUUCACCAAUGUGCUGCUAAAAUGGCUUUUCGCCUAUCAACCAGCCGGGGCCGGGAGUGGCACCGAAGGGGAAAGUACGCUGUCAUCCAAUCCCGACGUAUACCUACCGGCCGAUUCGAACCGUUCGCAGCUGCUCGGACUAGAGAUGGCCUACAAGCUGCAGGCACUUUACCAUCUCGACGCAAUGGGCAGCACCAAAAUGCUGUCGCUAAGGGGAUCCGGGUGUAAUUUGCUACAGAACGUCGACGAGCUAGCGCUCGAGCGCGACAUUGUGGUCGAAUCGUUGCAGUCACUGUACCAUCUGGCGUGCGGCAGCGGUAAGCGGUACGUCGUGGAAGUGCUACUUAUGGAGCAAAAUCUGGCGUUACUGUUGGAUCUGGUUGAAGUUGAAAAGCGCACCCUAAGCAAGGAAGAUUGUACCUCACCGAGCGUUAAGCACAAGUCGCCAAUUAUCAGCUACUGCAUCGACCUGCUGGAUAUCGUAGUGCGGUUUGCUGAAGCAGUUAGUUACCUAGCGCAGCACGGUGCUGCGCUGUUGAAUCUGGUGAAGCAGCAUGAGCAGUUUGAGCCGUCGGUCAGUGCAACGUUGCAGGAGCUUGCAGUGUAUCUGAAGCCGCUGGAACUGCACGAUUUGUUCUCCUACGUUGACAUCGCGCCUCUGGUAGAGCUGAUGAAGCGUAGUCUGGAGUACGUGACCUCAUUCCCUGGCGACCUGAUUACGGCGCUGCGGUUGGUACGGUUACUCGGCAUCCCGCCGUACGAUGAUUAUGACCAACCGAUGGGGCAUGCCGAGUUCAAGUUCAAGUACACACUACUGCAGUUCUACUCGACCGACGGUCAGGCCAUGCUGAUGUCGAUCCUUGAGAAGCUGAAUCACUAUUUCGACCAGCCGGCCAUCCACGCCUCGAGUCUCGCGAGUCACCAGGGUGUGCUGCUUACCCAGAUGCUGUCCCCGCUCGUCUACAUCCUGCGCAAGCUCGUCACCGACCUGAUCGAGUGCCGCAACACGGAGUUCCGCGAUCUGACGCUGAUCGAACCCUUGCUGCGUACGUACGCGCUGAUGCAGAGCGUGCCGACCACCGCCCCGGCUAGCGCGGACGCGCGCCAGGUGCAGAAGGAAAUUAUUCGCAUCCUGCUCGCGUACACGCAGCCGACGCCGGCGGAAGGGCUGGACACGAACAACAUCCACCGCAGCCUGUGGACGCAGAUGGUUGGCGAGCUGGUGCGCUUUACGCUCUCCGGGCCGAACUACUUCAUUCCGGGCUUGCUGGUGUUCUCCGAGCUGCUGCCCGUCCCGCUGCCCAUACAAUGCCGCCAGGUGCCGACGCAUGCGGAGAUCGGGAUGAUCAUCAAGGAGCGGCAGCUCUGGUCGGCCCAUCUGCAUCCGCAGAGUCUGGCGAUUGGCGAGCUGAUACAGACGAUUUGCACCUCCAGCUACACGCCGCUGCUGGUCAUCCUGAACCGGGUGUGCCUGCAGCUGUCCGACCUGGCGCCGAACAUGACGCUACUGAUCUCGAAGUCCAUCGCCGACCUGAUCGUGCACGAGCCGUUGCUGCCAGGCGGUCUCUCCAGCACCAGCCACGCGCGCCUGCUCAGCUUCCUGUCGUCGCUCGCCUGCCAUCCGUCGGUUAAGAUAUCCGUCCUCUCGAUACUGCCCGGGCGCAUCAUGGACAUGCUGAUGGGGGUGCUGCUCGAGCCGGGCCAGACGCCGGCCCACCAGCAAACGCAGGAGCACAUCUACCUCGUGUUUCAGAACCUGUUCGACAGCGAAAUCGCGCUCAUGUUCGGGCCGAGCAUCGAUCCGGCGCUGCAGUUGGCCUGCUCGCUGCCACCGAAGGACAUCAUCGAGCUGUUCUGUGCGACGUGCGCCGAAAACGUAUCGAACGUGGACAUCGGCGUUGGGGUGCUCAUGGCGGCCGUGCGCACAAUGAUACUGCUAACGGAGAACGAUACCACGUUCGUGUCGAUGCUGUCGAACCUGAUGCGCAAACGAGACGGUUGGUGCACGGUGCUGCGCAAAUUUGUUCGCAAAGCGAAGGACAAUCCGGAACAGUAUCGACCGCUGUUCGCGUUGCUGAGCGAGUUCUGGCGUUUGCUGGCGACGAUCGAGGAUAGCACCGAUGCAAGUGCGCUGAAGCGCACGGUGAAGCUGCCCAUUACGCAGCUCAAGCUACUGUUGCCGAUAGGGGAUGUCCGGCAGGAGGAAGGCGAUGAAGAUCUGCGCCCAGCACUUUUGCAUAUCGAAGACAUGCUAGUGCUGUUUAAAGCCGAUAAAACAUUAAAACAGCUGCUGCUGUCCCGGGAGGAGAAUACCAACGUUCGUGGAAUUAAUGAUAUCGAUAACGACGAACCCGUGGGGCGGUCCCCGAUGGCCGAUGAAUUGCCAUCGUUGGCAGCGGACAAUUUAGCGAGCAACCUAGCGUUUCUAUACGAGAAGCUUCUGGCAACGACGAACAAUCACGAUGCGGAAACGGAAUCAAAUUGUACUCCCGAUUGGAGUACGGUAGCGGUCGACCCGUUGCCUCAAGCGGAAGGCAUCGUCACCCAAUACGGUUCCCGGAACGUGUACGUGCUGAGCGAGGACUGUGACGAUCAGUUGAAGCUGAACUAUUGGUUAGGUUUCGCACCGUGCGAUGACGAUCUGCAGCGUGAGCAAAUUCCGUGCGAUUUACAGGACCUUGCGAAGAUGUGCCUGUCGGGAGAAACGAACCUUACCGCCGAUUGCAAGCGACUGCUGCAUCUGUCCGCAUCGCCGCACUCCAAUCGGGACCGGCUGACGACCGCACCGUGCUUCCGGACCCGUCGCGUCGAGGUCGAACCGAGCACUGGCCGGCCCGAGAAGAAAAUAUUUGCGACUCCCCUGCGUGGACGCGGAUUCUCGCGCGCUCCCACGACCCGCGGUGAUCUUUUCAGAUCGAGACCACCGAACACCUCCCGACCGCCCUCGCUGCACGUGGACGAUUUUCUUGCGCUCGAAACAUGCGGCGCCCAGCCGACUGGCCCGACCGGGUACAACAAGCUGUCGCGCGAUAUCAUCACGAUCCGUGGCUCGAAUCGCAGCCGGGGGCGAAACUACUCCGACCGCGGCCGGUCCGGCGUCGGUGGAGGCAAUGUUUCGUCGGUCGGGUCGGGCGCCGGCCACUGGCAGAAUGGUGCCGGCGGAUGUAGUGGCGGCAAUGGGGGCGGUGGUCUUGGAAGCAGCUCCGGCUGGUCCUCGUCGAACUCGUCGCAGAUGCAUGAGAGUGGCGGCAGUAGCCUAGGCGCGGCUGGCAAACAUUUUGGCCACGGUGGAACCGGAAACAAUAGCCACUAUCGCGAUACCAAUCACUUCGGUGGCUCUCAGCGAUCGCGCUCUGGACGUGGUUUUCGCUACAGCAGCAGAAUAUACACGAGGCAAAUGUAGGUAGUUAAGGUAUGUUUAGCUUUGCAUCCGCGGCGUGACGGGGAUAUGCGAUUUUUUGUUUUUGUGUAUAUUAACCCUUAAUCUCCUAAGACUUCAUCGCGAGAAUGAUCAGCAUCAGCCGGAAUUGAUAUCGAUAUGCCCGGAAUAUUGAUAUGAUAUAUAUUGAUUUAUGGUAUAUUGCACUCAGCUAAUUUCAAAAUAGGAUAAAUCUUCAAAUAUAUUUAACAACACUAACAUUAGCUUUACAAACUUUACCCACUUUAGCAAAUUUAUUUUUCAAAUAUCUCGAAAAACAAACAUUCGACCGGGUUUUCCGAACAAAAACAUACUUUUCUUUGCACCCAUUAAACAUAAGGGUAAACAAGUAUGAGAUUUUUCACGGGUGCUUUUCUUUCGGAAAAAAGAUGUGGUUAUAAUGAGAUGUAUGUUUGUAAAUGAGACAUUUGGUCUUUCACGUUUGUUUUUCUUUCCGUGCAAUUGAAUGUAACUUAAUGAACCAAAAUCACAUUUCCUAGAUUCCUUACGAAUUCAUCGAUUACAACUCAAAUGUGAAACCCUCUGUUUUUAGUAUAUACUACACGUAUUUUUGUAACUCAGCUGCAUUUAUACAAAUGCCGGCUUUUUAAUUUCGGUUUCGAGUAUCUUGAAAACGGUUGAAUAUUUUUUUGCAAACUAAACCAAAGCUUUAAUUAGGCCUAGUCUCAGUGCUCUAUCGGGCGAUUUUUAUCGCACGCAAGUGUUUCUGUUA
This is a messenger RNA of Anopheles coustani, 7196 nucleotides long. It is a transcript of the gene vir, whose product is annotated as protein virilizer. The record is from RefSeq and is a predicted model, not a curated record. The coding region runs from base 179 to 6448 and encodes 2089 amino acids. Gene Ontology annotation, cellular component: RNA N6-methyladenosine methyltransferase complex. NCBI's taxonomy places the organism in Eukaryota, Metazoa, Arthropoda, Insecta, Diptera, Culicidae. The transcript has 4 exons. Gene Ontology annotation, molecular function: RNA binding.